AUGGCUUCCAAUUUCUCCAGCAUCCCCGUUGUUGACUUCGCUUUCAUCUCCGACGAAGCAAAGCGACCAGAGUUCAUCGCACACCUUCGCCAUGCGCUGAUCAACGUCGGCUUUUUAUACCUCAAGAAUCACACCGUUUCUAAGGAGCUCAUCGAUCGUCUCGUUAACUACAUUCCCCGCUUAUUCGACCUCCCUCAGCAUGCAAAGGAGAAGAUCGUUAUGGCUAACUCCCCGCACUUCUUGGGGUACUCACGACUUGGUGCAGAGUUCACCAAGGGAAAGACAGACUAUCGGGAGCAGUUUGACUUUGCCACCCCUCACGAAACUCAGUGGCGGCCAGGUGCUCCUAGAUGGCCAGACGAGGACCUUAUCCCCGGCUUUCGCCGGGUCAUGGAAGAUUACUUAUUGCAAGUGCAGGCUCUAAGUUACUAUUUCAUAAGCUUGCUAGCAGAGGCCUUUGGGCUUCCCUCCGACGCGCUUGCCAAGUUCUAUGACUCAGCCGAGUGCAUGCAGCACAGGGGAAAGGGACGGUCAACCAAUAACGGCUCACUUACCGAUCAAGGAGUAGGUCCUCACUACGACGCCGGGUUUUUGACUUUCCUUCUCCAAGCUUCUCCACAUCCAGGUCUCCAAGUUCAGAACCUUACUGGGGAUUGGAUUGAUGUACCACCUAUUCCCGGUACGUUUGUGGUCAAUAUCGGAAAAGCACUCGAGUUUGUUACUCAGGGGUUGGCGAGAGCAACCUCUCAUCGUGUACUGUCUCCGCCAGUCGGAUCAACACCAAGAUAUUCCGUUCCAUUUUUCCAGAACAUCAGUUUGAAUAUAAGGCUUGCUGACGAAGUUCUCGAUUUUCCACCUGAGAUCUUAAAGUUUAAAGACUUGCGUGGGAAUCCUGCCCAGACUGAUUCUGUGAACUUUGCUGAGUUCGACCAGGAGCCUUCAGGGAAGGUCAACUUGAUUGGAAGAGUCAAGAGUCAUCCUGAUGUUGCUGAACGCCAUUACCCGAACCUCUUCGAGCAAUACUUCCCCAAUGGCUUGCCAAAACAGGUCAACGCAUACUGAUGGGUUUAAGUUGUGUGCUUCAAGCCGCGUUGCCAGUGUCGCGCAGGACACGGAUGUGUAGAACGACUCAUACAAAUAUCACUAUACGCGGAGCCCAGACCAGGAUCGUCACAAGCGGAAUGGUUGUGCGUGAGAUUUGAAUUCAAUUGAUGUUGUAUAUCUGAGUGCCUCAAAUGAUGAUGAUCGGCUGUCGUACUGUUCGUUUGCACAGGUACUAGUAACGCUGAUAGUGACAAUGCUGGGAGGCAUGGCACAGUUGGAAAUGUAUAUGAUUGAAAUAUUGAAGUGUUUGCUUGUGGGCUAUCGAG
Pisolithus orientalis is the source of this 1370-nucleotide messenger RNA. RefSeq lists its product as uncharacterized. The record is from RefSeq and is a predicted model, not a curated record. The transcript has 9 exons. Bases 1 to 1062 code for a protein of 353 amino acids. NCBI's taxonomy places the organism in Eukaryota, Fungi, Basidiomycota, Agaricomycetes, Boletales, Pisolithaceae.